AUGACGGCCGCCAUUGUCACGCGCACCCCUCUACACACCCUUAGCAUGACCGGCGCACAAACAAACGGAAUCAAGAGAAAAAGUCUGCGGCACCACAACGACCACCCGGACGAGGAUGCCCCGCCAAACAAGAAGCCAAAGGCGACAAACACCACCACAUCCUCGAGGAACGCGUCGCAAAGCACGGUAAAGAAGGCCAAGAAGUCCUAUGACAGCGACGACGAUGGUUUUGUCUUUACGCGCCUUCGUCCCAAGAAGGCCAAAACAAAGACGCCAGAUGUAGUCCCCGAGUCCGAAACCGCAGCUGGAGCUUCCGCGACUGCCCCCGAGGUACAGUCUGUACAACAACCGCAGCCGCCAGUAGACGACCACGCGCCGAUAGAAGCUACUCAAAUGCCGAGGAAGAAGCCCAGAAAGACGCUACCUACGAGUCCCGAACCCACCCCGCGACGACGUUCCAAGCGCUUGUCUGGUAAUAGCCCUGUACACGACCAAGCACCGGCAACAUCGAAAUCGGUUAUCGAGUCGCAAUCACAACAGAGGAACCCCGCCACACCACCUCCUGCACCUGCGGAUCAGGAAAAUGUCGCGCCGGCAGCGGAUGGCAGUCCUGCUCUGGACCAGGGUGAAUUGACAAUACACAAAAAGCGCGGUCCAGCAAAGAUUCCGCUACCGUUUGGAGAGACGCCUGUGCUGCGUCGCAACAAGGAAAUGCGCAAAUUAAGUGCUGAGAAGUCGAGGAGAAGCUCGUCAGGAAUGAGAGGACGGAGGGCUUCGUCUUUGAUCGAGGCAGGCAGCUCGCGUGCAGGCUCCGAAUUCAACAUCGAAGCUCUGAGACUUGACGAAUCCGACUCCAACCAUGCGGAUUUCGACUUGCGGAAUGAACGGAACAGGAGCUACCAACAAGACGACGAAUAUCGCAUACCGAAGAUCGAAAAAGCUGACUGGGAUUCCGUGGAUACAGCCGUGCCACAUAACCAGGUCGAAACGAACGAGUUCUACAAACACAUUUCCCAGGAUCUGGUCGAGCCGAAACGCAUGAGACAAUUACUCUUGUGGUGCGGCCAUCGCGCGUUGCCGGAGAAGAGUGGCGGUGGUCAAAUGGAUGCGGCUGAGACGGCCGCGAUGCAUGCGGCAAGAGUCAUUCAGGAGGAACUGCUCAACGAAUUCAGCUCGCGGAACAAUCUGAGUUACUGGUACGACAGGGAAGAUACAACGCCGACUGCGCUGGUCAAGAAGCCAAAUCCGAGGAACAUACAGGAUGCCGAGAAAUUGCUCCAGUUGGAGGCAGAACUUGCACGACUACAAGAGGAGAAACGAGCAUGGGACGACCUCCUUUCCUCGACAACACCACCAAACUCCUUAACAGAAACCGUGGACGGCGAAACAUCAUCACAGCCUCAACUCGACAUAUCACCACACGCCAUUAAUCCCGCCCUCCUCGACCCCUCACAAGCCGACCUCCUUCAAGCCCUUCUCUCAGGCAUCUCCCUCAAUACGAACUCCUCCGAACCAUCCACCUCUGCUCAAGCUUCGACAUUAGAGACUACAAAAGCACGCAUCGGCACAAUAGCUUCGACGCUAGAAUUCAAGAUCGACAAACUGGCAGAUGGAGCGCAUAAACUCGAACAAUACAGAGCUGGUGCGCAGAGAUUAGCAGAUCAUGUCUUGGCUGUUGGAGCGGAGAAGCUGGAAGAGAGGAAUAAGAGUGUCAGAGAAAAGACGAGCAAUGGAUCGUCUGGGCAAGUUGACGCGCUAGACAGGUUGAGAGGAUUGAGUCGGGUGUUGAACAAGCGUGGUUGA
Aureobasidium uvarum is the source of this 1803-nucleotide messenger RNA. Lineage: Eukaryota; Fungi; Ascomycota; Dothideomycetes; Dothideales; Saccotheciaceae. The record is from the annotation of a GenBank genome assembly.